AUGCGGCCCUUAUGGAUCGUCCCAGCGCUGCUGGCGAGAGCAGUGCUCGCUGCCGACACCACCACAGCGUCAACAAUAUCCGACACUGCAGCGCUCACAACACUCUCAGGCACCAAUGGCCAGUUAAGCAUUGAUGUAGCUACUGGGUCAGUCACCUAUGAGUCUGUCACAACAACAACGACCAUGCCCACCGGGUCUAUCUCUGCAAUUCCCACGUCGUCCGGGACGGGCAAUGUAACUGGUACAGCUACAAGUACUUCAACUUCAGACACAGUUACCGUGCUGGUUGGCAGCCAGGGAACAAGUCAAACAUCCAAUGCCACAGGCACUGCCACUGCAACUGCUCCAACGGUCACCAACACCCAGCCGUGCAAUGGCUACGCUGAGUUUUGCUCUCGAAAUUACUCCAACGUCACUUAUGUCGCCGCGCACAACAGCCCUUUCGACAGACAAGGCAAUCUCGCUUCCAACCAACAGUACGGAGUCACAACGCAGCUGAACGAUGGCAUCCGCAUGCUCCAAUUUCAAGCGCACUAUCAAAACGAGACCAUGUACCUUUGCCAUACUUCUUGCGACUUGUUAAACGUCGGAACACUCGAAAACUACUUUACCACUGUGGUUCAGUGGCUGCAGCAACACCCUUACGAGGUGAUCACGAUUCUCAUGGGAAAUUACGACCUGGUUCCUGUGGGAAAUUUCACCUCCCCCAUUAUCAAUUCAGGGCUAUCGAAGUACGCCUACUAUCCAUCUGAGGUCCCCAUGAGCUUGGAUAGCUGGCCCCAGCUAUCCAAUAUGAUUAUUUCCGGUAAACGGGCUGUUAUUUUCAUGGAUUACCAGGCCAACCAGACAGAGGUGCCGUACAUCCUAGACGAAUUCAGCCAAUUAUGGGAGACCCCGUUCUCCCCAACCGACCGCCAGUUCCCUUGCACAGUACAGAGACCGCCAGGUCUGUCUCCGGAAGACGCCAGGAACCGGAUGUACAUGGCUAACCACAACUUGAACCUUGAUGUCUCGUUCGCUGGAGUGAGUUUGCUGGUUCCAAACACGGCCCUCAUAAAUGUGACCAAUGGUGUCUCGGGAUUUGGAAGCCUGGGAGCAAUGGCAGAGAACUGUACAGCCGACUGGAACAGGCCUCCAAACUUCCUUCUUGUGGACUACUAUAAUGAGGGCAGCGUCAAUGGGUCUGUUUUCGAGGUCGCUGCCCAGAUGAACAACGUCACGUAUAAUGGACAUUGCUGUGGUACGACCACCUCAGCGGCACCUAUAUCCAGCCCAUCCAAUAGGUUGGUCGGGGUUCUCUUGGCAGUUGCUAUCAGUGUCGUUUUGACGAUCGUGUAA
Talaromyces proteolyticus is the source of this 1338-nucleotide messenger RNA. RefSeq names its product PLC-like phosphodiesterase. Lineage: Eukaryota; Fungi; Ascomycota; Eurotiomycetes; Eurotiales; Trichocomaceae. Gene Ontology annotation, biological process: lipid metabolic process. Gene Ontology annotation, molecular function: phosphoric diester hydrolase activity. Bases 1 to 1338 code for a protein of 445 amino acids. The transcript is spliced from 3 exons. The record is from RefSeq and is a predicted model, not a curated record.